UUCGCACUUGCAAACUCGACUUUCCUCGAUGCUGCCAUCUUGUCUGCGCAUGCUCGCCCGCCUUAUGAGGAUCCCCAAAGCCCGCCUCCCGUCCAUGUGCUGUUCGUUGAUUGGGUGCCGGGUAUCUGUUCGCUCCCUGGCAUGCUCAUUACAAACUUGAUCGACAAGGAUAGGAUUAGAGGGGAUGAUUGUGGAGAUUCUAAUGCUGUGUGGAGGGCACGCCUUUUCCUGUUCAUUGGAUUUGCUUUCAUGGCUGGCGGCCUGGCGGGGAGCGUGUCUCUUCUCAUGGUGAUAUACAUCAUGAUGGACUACCCCGAGCAGUGUACUUACUACGGCUAUGCGAAUGUAUCGCAGAACGUAGCCUUGAUGCUGUCGGCGGUUGUGCUUUGGAUUGCACAAAGUGCGCAGACCGAAUAUGACUAUAGCCUUGCGCUUUAGUAACAGAUGCAGUUUCGUUGAUUUCUUCAGCGUAGCUGUGAAUAUGUAUCUUUCUUUUGCGACUUUCUCGCGGGGGCGGCAACUUGAGAAUCAACAUUUCGACAGACCACAAAUAUC
This is a messenger RNA of Suillus fuscotomentosus, 555 nucleotides long. Its product is annotated as UPF0220-domain-containing protein. The transcript has 3 exons. Lineage: Eukaryota; Fungi; Basidiomycota; Agaricomycetes; Boletales; Suillaceae. Gene Ontology annotation, biological process: protein targeting to vacuole; late endosome to vacuole transport via multivesicular body sorting pathway. The annotation marks the transcript as partial. The record is from RefSeq and is a predicted model, not a curated record. Gene Ontology annotation, cellular component: Vps55/Vps68 complex; fungal-type vacuole membrane.